Messenger RNA from Ostreobium quekettii, 1668 nucleotides. The record is from the annotation of a GenBank genome assembly. NCBI's taxonomy places the organism in Eukaryota, Viridiplantae, Chlorophyta, Ulvophyceae, Bryopsidales, Ostreobiaceae.
AUGGCGAGUUACAAGCUGAAAACCGUCCCCUUCUGCGGCUCGGAGCAUCCCGUGGUGCUGCAGAACGAGAACGGGCCCUGCCCGCUGAUCGCCGCGGCCAACGUGCUCAUCCUGCGGGGCCGGCUCAAGGUGCCACCCAAGUCGCCGGAUAUCUCGCAGGAGCGGCUUAUGGCGCUGGUGGCCGAGCACCUGCUGGACACGAACCUGUCGGUGGACGAGUCGUCGAGGUACGCCGCAGAUCUGCGACAGAACCUGCAGGACGUGAUUGGUGUGCUGCCCAAGAUGGCCACUGGGGUGGAUGUCAACCCCAAGUUUGAUUCCAUUCGGGGCUUUGAGUUCACCAACGAGGUGGCCAUAUUUGACCUGAUGAACAUCAGCCUGGUGCAUGGCUGGCUGUUCGAUCCACAGGAUGAACGCCAUGCCACUGUGCUCAGGAAUCAGUCCUACAAUCAGGUUGUGUCUCGACUAGUGGCCGUAAUGGGCGAGCAGACACCCAAGCACCUGCUGACGCCCCAGAACAGCAUGGGCUCGUUGGUGGGCAGUGCCAAGGGCGCUGCAGCCAGUGAAGCCACUGAAGCGAGCUCUGAGGUUGCCCAGGACGAUGGGUCAGGCGCAAAAGAUGCUGUUCAAGGUGGCAACUCAAGUCUGGAUGAUUUCAUCAACUUUGAUGACGAUGCUGUGCUGCUGCCGGGCCCACCCACCUCUGGCGCGCAACCUAGGGAGGAUGUUGCGAAGGAUGGGAAAGAGGGGGAGGGCGAGAGGGGGGACACCAUGGAGGCUCUGGUGCAGUCUGUCAUGUCUGCUAUGGCCAAGGAAAUCGCUUCUGUGGCAGGGCCGAAGCUUGAGGGUGCACGGACCUCUGAAGGGAAAGAUGAUGCAGAGGAAGAGAAGGAUGGGCAGGGUGAAAAGAGGGAGUGUGCGGCAGACUUGAUGCAGUCUGCUGUGCCUGGCGUGGCUGAGCGCGACCCUCCUGAGGCAGGCCCGAAGUCAGAGGGGGCACAGACUUCUGAAGGCAAGCCUGCUGCUGCCAAGGUAAGCCCGCAUGAGGCGGAACCGAAGGCUGAGGGUGCACAGGCACCUGAAAGUGAGCCCACUAUUUCCGAGGGAAAAUCUCCAGAGGUGAGAGCAGAGGCAAGCAGUGCAGAGCACUCGGGAGCGGAGGGCUCGCAAACAGGCUCUGCCCCAAGCCCAGGGGCAGGUUUGGCAGGUCCGCAGGCUGCUGUGGACGAGAGUGGAAGUGGUGCUUCAGCAGCAGCUCUGGAGAGCCCACCAGCGAGGCAGCCGAAAAGCGGGUGGGACUUGGGUGAGGAGGCUGAGAACGCCAAGUUUGCGAGAGUAGCGCAGGACUUCCUAGAGAGCACAUCGAGCCAGCUCACAGUGCACGGGCUGUACCAGCUGCUGGAGGGCCUGAACGACAAUGAGCUGGCGGUGUUCUUCAGGAACAACCACUUCAACACAAUGUACAAACGUAAUAGGUCGCUGUACAUCCUGGUCACAGAUCAGGGAUACCUAUCGGAGGAGGGCGUGGUGUGGGAAAGGCUUGACGGCGUGGAUGGCGACACCCAAUAUGUGACGCACGACUUCGUGCCUUACACCAGGCCACAGGCUGUCACCCAGCCCACUGAUGAAGAGAUGGACCUCCAAAGGGCGCUGGCGGAGUCUGUAGGG